This is a messenger RNA of Papaver somniferum (opium poppy), 753 nucleotides long. RefSeq lists its product as uncharacterized. The record is from RefSeq and is a predicted model, not a curated record. Bases 1 to 753 code for a protein of 250 amino acids. The transcript has 4 exons. Lineage: Eukaryota; Viridiplantae; Streptophyta; Magnoliopsida; Ranunculales; Papaveraceae.
AUGACAAAUGCGGAUUUAAAUUCGGGUGAUAGAGGUAAUCCUGUUAUUUUACCAUCUUCACACACCGGAAGGGGGAGGAAUAUGUACGAGAUAUACCAGGAUUCGAUGACUAUUACACGUUUUCAUCACCAUCCAGAUAUUUUUCUUACAAUGACUGCAAACCCAAAUUGUCCAGAAAUAAAAAAUGCACUUUUACCCAAUCAGAGUGUCACUGAUCGUCCUGAUUUGGUGGCUCGAGUUUUUGAGCCGAAAAGAAAAGCAUUGAUGAAAGAAAUAAAGGAAAAAAAGGUGUUCGGCACGGUGGUCGCCCAUGUUUAUACCGUCGAGUUUCGAAAACGUGGGCUACCAUAUAUACAUGCUCUUAUAUUUUUGAAAGAUUCGGAAAAAAUUCGUACGACAGACAUGGUUAAUAAAUUUGUUUCGGCUGAAUUUCCUGAUGAGAAAAAUGACCCAAUACUGUUUGAUACCGUAAGCAAAUGUAUGGUUCAUGGUCCAUGUGGAGAGCGAGAUCCAUAUGCAGCGUGUAUGGAAAAAGGAAAAUGUACAAAAGGAUAUCCUAAGAAGUACACCGACACAACAACUUUGGACGAGGAGAGGAAUCAAUUAGUAAUGGUUGCUGGAAUUGGAUUUGUAAAGAGUGCAAACAAGAUUCCAUUUACUUUCAUGUUUACGUUUCAGAAGUAUCAUGGCUUAGUAACUGUUGCAGUAGCAUUACUGGUUGCAGUAUUCUUUACUAUUUGCAGAAGUGAAUAG